AUGGAGGCAUCCGUGACAACAAAUGAAAUUACUGCUGAACCAGCUGCAAAUCAAAUGCAACUUUCUAAUGAGUAUGCAAGCAGUCGGUUUUCCUUAGCAGUGGCUGAGAAGGUUGGAAACAGAAGUCAAGAAGGCAGUGAAAGUCGUGACGUGGUUGAUCACUGGGGUCAGAGUGUUCUUCAACUUUCAAUUGUAGGCCUUGGAGGGUCCCGGGGAAGUUUCGGUAAUUUUUCCAUUGCUUCGGAGUUACUUUCGCUUGGGGAACGCAACGAGGAGGAGCAAUCUGUGAUGCAGCAACGAGCGCCUCUCACAAAUCCGGUUGGUGAAGUCGUGCAUGCGACGAGUGGCGCGCGGGGGUUUGCGUUUUCCCCAGUCCAACGAAUUCCCUCAGGUGUUUCUCAAAGAAACGAGGCGUCAAUUGGGUAUAAUGAUGACAUUAGUCGUUCUUCCUCGUGCUCGUCCGGUAGUGAAGUGAUGAGACAGGAGAUGCGUCGUGGUGGCGUUCAAAGAACCGAAGUGAAAUUGCAUCUUUCGCAUUCAAAUGCUGACGUUGAUGCUGAGGAGGAAGAUAUAUCGACAAUCAGGGCAACACCAACAGGUGGUGCGGUAGACACAUUAAAUGAGUUGUAUGGUAUUGAUAGAUAUUUCACUUUUCACUACAACCCUGAGAGAGUGGUUACGCCAAUCGAUUGUGGUGAUCAAUGCAGCGGUGGAGGCAGUGGUGUUUCCACAGUCGCCACCGCUGCAGGAUUGGAGAGUCAACGUGAAAGUGACGAUAAUAGGGUCGCUAUGACCCAUGAAGAAGAUGAGAUUGUGGGCGUGACGGCGGAAGGCGAAUUUAUUUACCGCCGUGAUAUUGUUGAGGGGCCAGACCGGCAGCGAUGGCAGUCAUUUUACCAGCCUAUAAACAGACGGUCCAGUGAGCUCGGCGUUAACGAGUGCGUGCCAUCCCUCAUUCCCUCUAUGACCAUUAAUUCUGCACCAACAAGAGUUGAGUCAGGUCCUGCAACCACUACAGAGCCUUACCCUCAGGAUCAGUACAAUAACCGCUUUCACCCGCUUCAAAGUUUCGAACGGGUUGCCACUCAACUUCCGCAUCUUUCCCGUGAAGCACCUCACGAGGGAUUUACUGAGCGUGAGAGUGAGUGGACAGAAGAAGAAAGGGAGUCUUACCGGCUACUGAUGCGGUACCGCCUGUGCGAAAAUGAGGAAGAAUUUGAAUACGAGAAACUUCUCAAUUCUGUGAGCACCUUGCGUGAAACUCUCCACCGGAAACCUAUCGAAAUGCUGCAACGGCGCCUUGAGGAAAGGCAGCAAUUCGCCCGCUCAGGACUUGGAAUGCCGCUUGCGCUCCGUUGGUGA
Trypanosoma brucei brucei TREU927 is the source of this 1362-nucleotide messenger RNA. RefSeq lists its product as hypothetical. The transcript has a single exon. The coding region runs from base 1 to 1362 and encodes 453 amino acids. Lineage: Eukaryota; Euglenozoa; Kinetoplastea; Trypanosomatida; Trypanosomatidae. The record is from RefSeq and is a predicted model, not a curated record.